GUAAUGUCAAUUGUAGUUUGUCAAUUCCACAGUCUCUCUUUCAUUUUGACGUUUGGUCGGCAGAGAUAGGAAAACGGCAAAAUGGUUAACGUACCAAAACAGCGCAGAACCUACUGCAAAAAAUGCAAGUGCCACAAAGUUCACAAAGUGUCUCAGUACAAAAAGUCUAAGGAAAGGCACGCUGCCCAAGGUAGAAGACGUUAUGACCGCAAACAACAGGGUUAUGGUGGUCAGUCCAAACCUAUCUUCAAAAAGAAGGCGAAAACCACAAAGAAAAUUGUGCUUCGUCUUGAGUGUGCCGACUGCAAGGUGAGGUCCCAGGUGGCUCUCAAGAGAUGCAAACACUUCGAGCUCGGCGGUGACAAGAAGAGGAAGGGACAGAUGAUCCAGUUCUAGGCUGGCUAAUAAAUAAGUGCUAAAAA
Molecule: messenger RNA, 422 nt
Organism: Colias croceus (clouded yellow)
Lineage: Eukaryota; Metazoa; Arthropoda; Insecta; Lepidoptera; Pieridae
Gene: RpL36A
Product: 60S ribosomal protein L44
Exons: 3
Coding region: 82-396 (104 amino acids)
Biological process (GO): translation
Cellular component (GO): cytosolic large ribosomal subunit; ribosome
Molecular function (GO): structural constituent of ribosome
Source: RefSeq, a predicted model, not a curated record